This is a messenger RNA of Dunckerocampus dactyliophorus (ringed pipefish), 5384 nucleotides long. RefSeq names its product peroxisomal succinyl-coenzyme A thioesterase-like. Gene Ontology annotation, molecular function: fatty acyl-CoA hydrolase activity. Lineage: Eukaryota; Metazoa; Chordata; Actinopteri; Syngnathiformes; Syngnathidae. The transcript is spliced from 9 exons. Gene Ontology annotation, biological process: fatty acid metabolic process; acyl-CoA metabolic process. The coding region runs from base 2634 to 4076 and encodes 480 amino acids. The record is from RefSeq and is a predicted model, not a curated record.
GUACUGUCUUUUGGCCUCCCGUAUGGACCUCCUCAGGUCAUAUCUGGCCUUUUUGUAGUCCUCAGCGGUGCCCAUGACAAAUGCAGUCGAACGAGCACGUAGCUUAGCCCUUACAUCACAGUUCAUCCACUGUUUUUGGUUAGGGUAUUUUCUGUAAUACUUGGUGGUGGUAACAGUCUCUAUACAUGUGCUAAUGUAGCCAGUAACAGCAGAAGCAUAUUCAUCCAAAUCAACAGUACAAUCUUCCCUCCCCGCUGCAGAUCUAAACACAUCCCAGUUUGUGCAGCCAAAGCAGUCCUGAAGUACUUGAUCAGUUUCUUCAUUCCACACUUUAACUGCUGUACGUACAGGGGGAGCUUUUUUAAGAAGUUGUCUGUAUGUUGGAUAAAGGAAUAUAGAGAUGUGGUCAGCCUUUCCAAAGUGGGGUCUUGGAACAGCCUUCAAAGCACCUUUCAUGUUGCAGUAGACUUGGUCCAGGAUGUUAUUUUCCCUUGUGGGAAAGCUCACAUGCUGGUAAUAUUUGGGGAGGACAGUCCUGAGGUUACAGUGGUUGAAAUCGCCAGAUAUAAUGAAUACAGCGUCUGGGUGUUUGGUCUCGUGUUUAUCAAUGAUGUCAUGCAGGAGGCCUAGUGCAUUAGCAGUGUUAGUUCGUGGUGGGAUGUAAACAGCAGUUAAAUACACAGCGCUAAACUCACGAGGCAAAUAAAAAGGUCUGCAUUUCACCAUCAGCAGCUCAAUGUCUUGCGAGCAGUGCUUUUCCAUCGUCUGUACGUCUGUGCACCACCUCUGUGUUUACCAGACGCUAAAGUCCGAUCUCCCCGGUAAGCAGCAAAUGAUUCCAACUGGAUCGCCGAGUCCGGUAUAUCCUCCGUCAGCCAGGUUUCUGUGAAGGUGAGGACACAGCAUUCCCUGAUCUCACGUUGAGCUGUAAUCCUUGCUCGUAGUUCGUCCAUCUUGUUUUCAAGAGAGCGGACGUUGGCUAGCAGCAGGCUUGGUAGCGGUGGCCUCGUCGCUCUAGCUUUUAGCCUAGCAUGCAGGCCGGCUCGCUUGCCUCGUUUACGCCUCGGAUGCUUUGCUCGCCGGGUAUUCAGCUCACCAGGUCCGCAGGCUGCUGCGUUCUCCCGGCGCAGAAGAAAGGCAAAGUCUGAGAGGCUAAAUGAAAGUUCAUGGUGAACCCUGCCGAUGUUCAAAAGUGUCUCUCUGUUGUAAUGUACUGCGUGAGUGUGUUGAAUGUCCAAAAUGAACAAUAAAAUAGCAAAAAAUAGAAAAACACGGGAGAGUGUCACAGAGACGUCUGCCACGGAGGGCGCCAUCUUUCAUACCUAUGGACAAUUUAGAGUUGCCAAUUAACCUAACAUGCAUGUUUUUGGAAUGUGGGAGGAAACGGGAGUACCCGGAGAAAACCCACGCACGCACGGGGAGAACAUGAAAACUGCACACAGAAAUGCCUAAUGGAGAAUCUAACCCAGGUCUUCCCGAUCUCCAGACUGUUACUGUGUUGGCCAACAUGCUAACCACUAGACCACCGUGCAGCCCUGAAUGUAAAAUGAUGAUGCAAAAGACACUGCAGCCCAAGUCAAGGCAACAUAUUGAAAAGGUUUCACCAAUGGGCACAUUUUUAAUUAUAGUUUAAGAAGCCAACGUGUAGAAAACACUGAUUUCUGUAGUAGAGUUCAUGACACCAAGCAAAGCCAGUCAACAAUACACUUUUUUUUCUAAAUAGCUAGCCGCUACAAGUGAACAGAUAACUUCAGUUAUAGACAUAGACAUCUUAGCGCAGAGUUAGUUCAUCCAUAAUCACAAUCAUAAGGAUGAAAGUUGCAUCUUCGUGUUAGCUUGAAACGCUGCGGGAAAGCGAGUGCCAAUCAGGAGGGGAGCUUAAUGUCAGCUGACUGAUGUCACAUGACAACUACAAAGUGACGUUUACGCCACUGACCCAAACUACCUUGGUGAUCUACUGGUAGCUUGCCAUCAACGUAAUGGCCCCCCCCUGCUCUAGAGUCUGGAGAAGUUCAUGUGGGCUGUGCUGACAAACUCUGAUUGGUUGAAUACAGUUGUAUCAUUUCACCAUUACUUGGCCGCCAUGUCUAAGCCAGCGUGCAAUUGUUUGUUUAUUUUUACAAACUUCAUGUAGAUGUACAAAGCUACAAGAACUUGGGGGGCGGCGUGGCUCAGGUGGUAGAGUGGUCGUUUCCCAACCCGAGGGUUGCGGAUUCAAUCCUACGUCGCCCCCUUGAUCUUAGGCGUGAUCUGAGUGCCUUGGACGUGGAAAAGCGCGAUACAAGUGAAAGAUCAUUUACUCUUUGGUUUGUAUUUAUAAAGGUGGCGACUCGAAACAAGGGCAUCUGUGGAAGAACCGCCAACACACUGGUGGGCACACGGCCAAACAAAUUGGUGAAACAAAACUUAAGUAAGAUUAGAAGAAGAUGAAGAACAGUGGCAGGAGGUCCAACCAUCGCACUACUGUACCAAAACCCAUAUGACCUCAGGCCUGUACUACGACGCAAGUUUACUUAUCCAGGAUCUCGUCUUUUUUUUGAGGAUUAGCCAAGUCAUUUAUUGAGGAUGUGGGAUAAGUGGUACUACGAAGCCGGAUACCAAUUUCAUUAGUCCAUUCCAUUUAGGGCAAUUAAAUGGCAUUCAAUGUGAAAAUGAUGGUGAUGAAACGCUGGUUGUGCACGUACGUGCAGGUCAGCAUGGACGUGAAGCAUUGUGCAGUCAAGUUGUCGGUGCAUCCAUGCAGAGGACUGGUGGAUGAGAAGUUUGUCGUCGUGGUCCAGAAUGUGCCCCCUGGUAUCCAACUCACCGUCCACGCCUUCCACCGCUGUGAGGACGGACACGGCUGGGAGGCGUUCGCUCACUACGUGUCUGACGCCAGCGGCUCUGUUAAUGUGUCCCGAGAUGCCAGCCUGGGGGGUACGUACUCCGGGGUGGAGCAGAUGGGUCUCCUGUGGAGCCUCAGACCAGUUCCAGGCAGCAAACCUGGACUCAGGAUGAGGAAGAUGAAUGUGCAGACCCCCAUGGAGUUCACCAUCUCGGUGCAUCAGGGUUUCCGCAGUGAGGGCUUCCUGGACCAGGUGCCGCUGGCCUCUCAGGUGGUGGAGCGCUGGUACAUGGCGCCCGGCGUCCGCAGGAUCCCCAUCACUCAGGACGACCUUUCUGCCACCCUCUUCCUGCCCUCAGGACCCGGACCUUUCCCCGCCAUCCUGGACCUGUGGGGGGGUUCAGGCCAACUUGUGGAGUAUCGGGCUGCGCUCCUCGCCUCCCACGGCUUCGCCUCACUGGCUCUUGACUACCUGACCCCUAAAAUCACCCAGGAGACGGGAAAGAUGGUGGACGACUCGUACUUUGAGAAGGCCUUCGGGUUCCUGCAGCAGUACCCGCAGGUGCUCACCGGCCGCAUCGCCAUGUUGGGCCUCUCCUUCGGCUGCAGUGUCACGCUCAGGAUUGCGGCUUACUCGCUCGUUGUAAAGCCCACGUGUGCAGUGUGCAUCAGUGGAAGUCACGUGCAGCCAAUCGGAGCCAAGCAGGAGGACAUAUUUGCUUUCUAUGAUCAGUACUCAGACAAGAUUCAGGUCAACGAGAAGAACCAGGCUGUCAUGAAAAUGAUGCUGCUGCCCAUCACCAGCGACCCCACCCUCAAAGUGGACGUGGGACGUGUGCAGUGUCCUCUGUUGCUGGUGGUGGGCGAGGACGAUCAGAACUGGCCCGUCCUCGAGUCUGCGCAAGACAUGAAGGAGAUGAUGGAGCGGGCGGGGAACAGCCACCUGCUGACCAUCCUUUCUUACCCCGACGCCGGUCACCUGAUUGAGCCUCCGUAUGCGCCGCACACUCAAGUCAGCUCCUUCCGUUCCAUCGGCACCCGGCACAAGGGUAAGUUGUCGAUGAUGCCACGACACCAAUUUAGGAAACCAUUCAUUUUCUCCACUGUGGCGUUCAGAGAAUGGGGUCCCGUGAAAACAUUUACACAGGUGGUCAGUGGGUUACACCAAAAAUACAAAUCAGAUUUUCUCCUACGACUGCUACUACUAUUUCUACUAAAAAAUACAAAUCCGGUUUUUACUACUCCUCUCUGAGCUAACACGCGAUCCUGGGGGAGGACUUUGCGUGUCCCAAUGAUUCCAGGGGCUAAGCUAUCAGAGGCUCCAAAUCAAGGGACCAGACAAAGCGUAGCUCAAACAGACCCAGAUGACGAGCAACAUACAUGGACCUAUUUUUCCCUCACCCAGACACAGGUCACUGGGGCCCCCCUGCUCUGGACCAGCCCUGGAGGUGGAGCAGGAUGGCCUGCACCCAUGGGGUCUCUCGCCGACGCACGGCAAGGUCUCCAGGAGCCAGUUCUUUCAAGAGGGGCUGGACUUUAUUCCACUCUGGUGUUGCGUGGGAGUUUAAGCCGGUGAACGAGAGUUCUGCCUUUGCGGGGAGGGCUGACUGUUGUUUGCACUUAUGUGCCAAACAGAAUACCCGCUCUUUUUGGAAGUCAGGACCAGCCCCCCCCCAGCAGGGGGGAGGAACGGCCCCCGUGAUCUGAACCCGAGCGGUGCUUGUGAUUGGACUUUUGUGCCUGUCACAGAUUGUCUAUAACACACAUCAUGUUCACGCAUAAAGGUGUCCACAUGUGCCACAGUUCGAUGAUCACAUUCGUGGCUGUAUGUUUUGGACACUCGGGUGAAGAGAGGGGCGGAGCUGUCAACCGAUCACCACCUGGUGGCGACCUGGCAGGCCCAAACGUACUGUGAAUGUCUCCUGGGAACAUCUGGCAGGGUCCCUCAUCAGAAGGAGUUUGAACUCCCACCUCUGGCAGCACUUCGACCAUGAGGGAGGCGCCACUGAGGCAGAGUGGGCCACGUUCCGUGCCUCCAUUGUAGAGGCGGCUGAUCGGAGCUGUGGCCUGUCGGUGCCUGUCGCGGAGGUAAUCCCAGAACCUGUUGGUGGACUUCACCGUCAAGCUGGCCCAUGGGACUCUGCAGGCAGUUGACAGGUGCCGGCAGGCCAAGUGGUCUGAUGCAAAGACAAAGACUUGGACGUGGGAGGAGUUCUGAGAAACCACGGACAACGACUUUGUCUGUUGUUGGUCCAUUGUGGCGAAGAGGGAGUUUAGCCAAAAGGCGCAGAUCUCAUUUUACCAGUUAAUCUGCAUUCCUGCCCUCGCCUACGGCCAUGAGCUUUGGGUGGUGACCAAAAGGACACGAUUGCUUGUGUGUGAAAGUCGUGUGGUCAUGACGUGUGUUUGCAGUCACAGCUCUGUGGGGAGGACGAUCCGUGGCCCAUGCGUACGCUCAGGAAGACUCCUGGAAGAAGAUGCUGGCCUUCUUCCGCCACAAUCUGUACGCCGCCCCCUAACCCCCUGUGACCCGACUCACAGCAAAGGUGGGAUCAGCAGG